Molecule: messenger RNA, 1545 nt
Organism: Zasmidium cellare ATCC 36951
Lineage: Eukaryota; Fungi; Ascomycota; Dothideomycetes; Mycosphaerellales; Mycosphaerellaceae
Exons: 1
Coding region: 1-1545 (514 amino acids)
Source: RefSeq, a predicted model, not a curated record
AUGUCUUUCUCCUCGACAUCCAGCAUCGAUGGCUUGACCAUGCCGUCCAGGUUGCGCGGCCUUUACCAGGCGCAAAAGUCUGACAUCAGAAUCAACCUCAACAACCGACGAAGCGUCUACACCACUCUAGACAAAAUCGAGGGCGUUGUUGAGAUAACAGCAUCCGUUGAUACCAGCUUUGAUUCGAUCGACGUCGAAUUCGUCGGAACGUCCAGGACCUAUGUCGAACGCCUCACAACAGCGGCAGCCAUCUCUGGACGAUCAGAAGCAUUCCAUCAAUUCCUCAAACUUCAACAACCUCGCAUGCACCAGCACUAUCCCGACGACUAUGUGCUCAAAGCAGGCGAGACCUAUAAAUUUCCCUUCCUCUUCGUUGUUCCACAGCAGCUUCUCCCACGAGUAUGCCAGCACAAAGUCGUGAGCGAUUCGCUGCGAGAGGCCCACUUGCAACUGCCACCCAGCUUUGGAGACCGAGACGCCGCUCCCAAGGCAGAGACGCCAGAUGAUAUGGUCCCCGACAUGGCCAGCAUUCGGUACGGCGUGUUUGCGAGGAUCUCCAAGAACAAGGAGCACGGAGACGACAUCGUUCGCACGACUGUCGCCAGCAAGGCUCGCAGACUGCGAGUGCUUCCUGUAACUGAUGAGAUGCCGCCCCUCGAUGUUAGCAGCGAUGACAGCGAAUACACUAUGCGAAAAGAGAGGUCAAUGAGGAAGGGCAUGCUCAAGGGGAAGCUUGGUACACUUGUGAUGGAGGCUUCACAGCCCCCGUCAAUGCGUCUUCGUGCGCACAGCGCCGGAGAGCAGCAGCCUGCCAUGGCCACGAUCAUGCUGCGGUUCGACCCUUACGAGGAGAACUGUCCACCACCUCGUCUUGGAAGCCUGGCAACCAAACUGAAAGUCUGCACCUUCUUCGCCAGCAACGCUCGCCACGGAUACCCAACCAAGCAGGCUUCCCUCCUCGAUCUGUCUCAAGGCCUCCACACUGAGCAAUUGAGCUUGUCAUCGAGAUGUGUAGCUGGUGUUGAGUGGACCAGGCACAGCGGCAACGACCAGGUUCGACGAGAUUCGGCUUGCUCCACCUCCUCGACCACGAUGGGACAAGCACCAGAAGCGAGCGCAAACUUCAAGGGCAAGUCGUACUACGUUGCCAGAGUCCUGGUCCCAAUCAACCUGCCAUCAACCAAGACUUUCGUACCAACCUUCCACUCCUGCCUGGUCUCUCGCAUUUACCAGCUGAAGUUCGAACUCGGUCUCCACACCGCAGGCCUCGGCGGCACCGUCGACCUCAAAGUCCCCCUUCAAGUCGCCUACGAAGCUGGCAACGGCGACAGCCCCCGUCGCGGCUCGAUCGCAUCCGGGAUGGAGAUGGAGAUGGACGACGAGGAUGUAGGCGACUUCUUCGAAUCACGAACGGUCCACAUCCCCGAUGCGCAGUUCACUGGCCGCAGCCGCAUCGGCAGCCAUGCUCCAGUCCAAGAUGAUGCCCCACCGGGUUACUCUUUCUUUGCUCCACAGGCCAACGACUCCAGAGUUCCGGUCUUCUAG